Haliotis rufescens (red abalone) is the source of this 807-nucleotide messenger RNA. RefSeq names its product putative golgin subfamily A member 6-like protein 3. Lineage: Eukaryota; Metazoa; Mollusca; Gastropoda; Lepetellida; Haliotidae. The transcript has a single exon. The record is from RefSeq and is a predicted model, not a curated record. The coding region runs from base 1 to 807 and encodes 268 amino acids.
AUGAUGUGUGAUAGAUUAGAGAGGAUGUAUGACAGAUCAGAGAGGGUGUGUGACAGAUCAGAGAGGGUGCGUGACAGAUCAGAGAGGGUGUGUGACAGAUCAGAGAGGGUAUAUGACGGAUCAGAGAGGGUGUGUGAGAGAUUAGAGAGGGUGUAUGACAGAUUAGAGAGGGUGUGUGGCAGAUCAGAGAGGGUGUGUGACAGAUCAGAGAGGGUGUGUGACAGAUCAGAGAGGGUGUGUGAAAGAUCAGAGAGGGUAUAUGACAGAUCAGAGAGGGUGUGUGGCAGAUCAGAGAGGGUGUGUGACAGAUUAGAGAGGGUGUGUGACAGAUCAGAGAGGGUAUAUGACAGAUCAGAGAGGGUGUGUGACAGAUCAGAGAGGGUAUAUGACAGAUCAGAGAGGGUGUGUGACAGACUAGAGAGGGUGUAUGACAGAUCAGAGAGGGUGUGUGACAGACUAGAGAGGGUGCGUGACAGAUCAGAGAGGGUGUGUGACAGAUCAGAGAGGGUGUGUGACAAAUCAGAGAGGGUGUAUGACAGAUCAGAGAGGGUAUAUGACAGAUCAGAGAGGGUGUGUGACAGAUUAGAGAGGGUGUAUGACAGAUCAGAGAGGGUGUGUGACAGGUUAGAGAGGGUGUGUGACCGAUCAGAGAGGGUAUAUGACAGAUCAGAGAGGGUGUGUGACAGAUCAGAGAGGGUGUAUGACAGAUCAGAGAGGGUGUGUGACAGAUUAGAGAUGAUGUGUGAUAGAUUAGAGAGGAUGUAUGACAGAUCAGAGAGGGUGUGUGACAAAUCAGAGAUGGUGUAG